Stomoxys calcitrans (stable fly) is the source of this 7898-nucleotide messenger RNA. It is a transcript of the gene ndl, whose product is annotated as serine protease nudel. Gene Ontology annotation, biological process: proteolysis. The record is from RefSeq and is a predicted model, not a curated record. The transcript is spliced from 17 exons. The coding region runs from base 21 to 7850 and encodes 2609 amino acids. Gene Ontology annotation, molecular function: protein binding; serine-type endopeptidase activity. Lineage: Eukaryota; Metazoa; Arthropoda; Insecta; Diptera; Muscidae.
UGUUGCAAAAUUAUGUACCAAUGGAGUCUAAAUAUAAUGCCAAGUUGGACGUGCUUCACAAAAGGCUACAUUUUCGUAGGCAUAGGAGAGGCUUAAUUGGUGCCAAGAACAAAACAUCGCCUGGGUUGAAACCUACUAAGGAUGUGCCUUCCAUGGAAACUCCAUCCGAGAUUAAUAGUUUAGAUCCCAUACAGGUAGAACAAGAAUCACUCGACCUACAAAGCCUUUAUUCCAAAGUUCGGAAUAAACGUACGAAGCUUGCUAUUAGUAAACUGGAGACAGAAUACAAACGCUGUAAAAAGGAAGCGCGCGGUAACAAUGAUUGCAUGGUGGCUUUUAUGAAGAUGUAUAACUUGGCCAAGGAAAUAAACGAUAAAAUGGAGAAGAUGAAGGCCAUUUUUAAUGAAAGUGAGCAACUUAUGAUAGACAAAUCCUCUGAUGAUAGUCAUGAAUUGAAAGAACACAAAGAAAAAGAAAAAAAGAUCAAACUUUCCAAAUCGACAAAGUCUACCGAAUCGCCACUGGGCAGUGAUGAGUCUAAGGAAAAAUCAGACAAAUAUACCACACAGUCCAGUGUGGGCGUCAGUGUCAACCAGUCAAUAUAUAUGUCUACUAGUAAGGAGCCCAAUGAUAUUGAGGGCUUGGCUCUCAUAACGAAUGUAACACAAACACUUGCCCCAGAAGCCGUCAUGGGUGAGUUGACGACACCAAGUGCCUCGCUAAUACAAGGUACAACCGUUGAACAAACUCCAUGGACGACGGCGACUAAAUCGUCAGAAAUGGACGUGGAACAAACCAAUGAUGGUGACAGCAUUGAACGAAACACAACGAUUAAAAGGACAAAGAUAAAACCCAUACAAAUCAGUUGGAUCUUGGAUGGUCACGAUGGCUUGGCUCCAGAAGAGGAUGAGUUUGCGUUAUUACCUGAACUGGUGACACUUGCGUCCACAACUGUAACUACGUCAGCAUUUACCACUGACGAAGCAGCUGUAAGCCAAAAGGAAGCGGUUGCUGUAAACUCUACACCAACUCAAACAACCACCACUAUUGAUGCGGGUGGCUUCCAAACCGUUUUAACGACGAAAAUUAGCGAAAGCUUUGAUCAAACUUCCUUAGAAUGGGAGAAAUCAAUUACCACUGACAUGGACACCACUGUUACUGAAAAAUUCAAUCCUGUGGCAAAGGGAGACGAAAUCGAAAAAAUUAGUUGGAUUGUGGAUUCUCAAGACAAUGAAGAAAAUACAACUAUCACUGGCAAUCAAUUUAACGAUAAUCCAGUAACAGAGCCAAUGAGUUUGGAAAUAGACCAGUCUACCACCACCAAUCCUUCGUCCGCAGAUACACUGAGUUCAGAGCCAGUGACAGAUAUUGCAUCCACUACUUUGGAAGACAAGGUUCGCAAGCUGCAGUUUGAUUGGAUUUUAGAUGGCGAAGAAUUGCCCGACGAAACAACCGUUGAGAGCUCGACAUACUUGCAAACCUCCAACGAAACAACACAAGUUCCUUUAAAUCUUACCACCGUCCAAUAUCCCACCAAACUGAAACCAAUCAAAUACAGCUGGAUUAUUGACAGUGAUGCCAACAGUGCUGAGGCCUCAAAUGCUACUAAGAAUUUUCGCAGCAAUGAGACUCUGGCUGGUUCACCUUGCAAUCCAUUGUUGAAUGAUUCUUCAGAAGAGCAAAUUUGCGGUUUAUUAGCCAGAAAAGAGCAAGAGGAAUCUGGAGCUCAUUAUGAGCAUCCACUUGAUAAUCCCAGUAGUCUGGAAAAUAUGCUGGAAACCUUUGAGCGUAAACCAAUGGUGACUACUGAAAGCUAUAAUACUACAAAAGUAACAACAGCUACAACAACGAUCGCUGACAAUUCAGAUCGGUUGGAGUGGGAGAAGAAAUUCCAACAGGCAGCAAUUAUGAGUAAUCACGAAGAGAUUUUAGACACGUUUGGAGAAAUGGACUAUAAAACCGUUGCCAAGUUUGGUCCCAAAUUAAACCCAGCAAAUCCGAAUAAUUUCGCAGCUGAUAAUCAGUUCAUGACAUUGUGUGAACGCAUGGCAAAACGUAUGCGUGACAAAAGCUCUUCAGGGCAACAACAACAACAACAACAGCAGCCACAGUCACAGGCUGAAUCCGAAACCGACCCGGAAACUUAUACCCAAUCAUCCGUGCAAUUUACAAGCCGUGGUCCAGUGGCUGGUUUUCCCAUUACUGGUGAGACUAUGAAGGCAUCCGCUCAGUUCAUGUUCAACCCCAGUUUUGGAAUGCCCUCUAUACCGGUAUGUUUCUAUGUAUCGCCAUCUAAUGUGCGUAUGGUAAACCAGGUGCCCCUGUGGACUCCCUCAAUCUAUGGAUUACAAGGCGGUUUUGGAGGAUCAAGCGGUGGAGUAAUUGGUGGAGGAGGUGGACAAGGUGGCAUAUUCUUUGUACCACAAAAUUUUGGAACUACCGCUAAUUUCUUUGGGCAUUCUGCGGGUUCUGCUGGCGGAGCGCAAAGCAAUAUUCCGAAUAUAUUUUCCAAAAAUGCUUCGCCACAAAAGCAGCAGCAGCAACAGUUACAGCAACAACAUCAACAGAAACAACUGUUCUGCACAUACGUGAAUAAUCACGGCAAUACAGGCAAUCAGGGUGGGAGUGGACCAGCAAACACUGUCAGUGCCAUGGGUUUUUCCAAUGCCAAUUUUAAAAUGCGCACGGACCAUAAAUCACUACAAUCCGACAUCAUAUAUGCUUCCUAUGCUGAUCUUCCGAACCAUCUGGGUCAUGAGGACCACUUUAAGUGCACCAACCGUGGUGAUGUGGCUUGUUACGGAGGCAACGAAUGCAUCUCCGAGGAGGCAUGGUGCAAUGGAUCUGUUGACUGUUCCGAUGGUAGCGAUGAGGGUGCUUGCACAUGUCGGCAACGUUUGCCAGAAGAUCGCAUUUGUGAUGGCUAUCCAGAUUGCCCGAUCGGUGAGGAUGAGCGGGGAUGUUUCGGUUGUGAUGAGUUUAUGUAUUCGUGUUAUGAGACUCCAGAGGAGUAUGAGAUGAAUAAUCGUUCUAAGGUGUCUAUGUGCUACAGUCUUUUGGAGAAAUGCGAUGGUUUCCAAAAUUGCCUAAACGGCAGAGAUGAGAGAGACUGUAGCAUUGUAGUUAACGACGUGACGCAUCAUAUGUCCCAUUCCGUAUCUUCGUCCGAAGGUUUCUUAUAUAGGAAUCAUCGCGGUGAAUGGUAUCCUGUCUGCAAUAAUGGAGAUAAAUGGGCCUUGGAGGCUUGCCAAAAUGAAGGUGGGCUAAGUGGUGCUCCUGAGCUCUCUUUCAAGGCUCUAUCUCUUCCCGGCCCAUUUAUAGAGCCUUCACGGAUGGGCAGUGCUCAUUUCCCACAAUCGUGCAACAAACGAAAUAGCGCCGAUGCCAUAGAGGAACACGUGGCCUAUGUCAAGUGUAGCCCAGCCCAAUGCGGCGUUGUGAAAGUUGAAUCAGUUGAUCUAGCGACAACAAUGCCCAAACGCCUAGCCAAACUGCAGCUCCGGGCAAAUAAUCAAACUAAACGUGAAACGGAAAACGAUAAUGCACGCAUCGUUGGUGGAUCGCAUAGCAGACCCCUGGAAUGGCCUUUUGUCGUGGCACUGUACAGAAAUGGAAACUUUCAUUGCGGCGGAACCAUCUACUCAGAGCUUUGGAUCAUUAGUGCUGCCCAUUGUGUCAUCAAUUUCCAAAACUACUAUUAUGAGGUUCGAGCUGGUCUUCUUAGGCGCACCAGUUUUUCCAUGGCAACGCAAAUCCAGCCGGUAUCCCAUAUAAUUGUGCACCAGGCCUACGAACGUCGCAGCAUGAGAAAUGAUUUAUCACUGUUGCGCAUGUCUCAACCGCUGCAGUAUAACCGUUGGGUGAAGCCAAUAUGUUUGCCAGAUGUCCAUAGGACAACGGCUGGAGAGGAUUGGAUAUGGGGUCCAAGGGAGAAUGCCCUGUGCACAGUUGUUGGCUGGGGCGCCGUGCGAGAAAAGGGACCCGGAAGCGAUUCUCUACGCCAAGUCACCAUACCAAUACGUAAAGGUUGCACCGACAAGGAGGAUCAGGAAGCCGAAGAUAUAUGCGCUGGCGAUGAGGAGGGUGGUCGCGAUGCCUGUCAAGGCGACUCUGGCGGACCACUGUUUUGUCAGAGUGUAUCGUCGCCCCAGGAAUGGUAUUUGGCAGGUGUGGUAAGUCAUGGUAAUGGCUGUGCACGACCAAAAGAGUUUGGAGUCUAUACCAGAGUUGCACUUUUCCUGGAUUGGAUUGAAAUGGCGAUGCGGCCAGAGUUUUUGCCGCAGGUGCAUCCCCAGAAGGUCUGUCCAGGGUAUGUGUGCGUUUGGGGUGGUAAACGAUGCAUAUCUCAGAGAAAACGCUGUGACCGCAUUGUAGACUGCCUGGGAGGAGAGGAUGAAGUGGGUUGCUUCUAUAACUUCAUACCGCAAGCCGGAUCAGCAAGGGAGAGUACAACUGAGAGUGAUUACCAUCCUGAAUCCUUGGAAUCGGCAGAGCUAAAUAAUGUUAGGGCGCCUGAGGACGAGUCAGAAAUAAUCAUGGGGGUGUCAACAACCGAAAGUUUAGGUGGUAUAACUAGUCUUGCAAGCGAUGAUACUACUGAGAAGAUAAUAGCCAACACCGAAGCAAGUGAACUUGAAAUAAGGACAGAUGAUACAACCACGACUGUCGAUGUAACAACCGGUCCAUUUUUAGACAACACCGAAGCAAGUACCAUUGUGCCAGCUUCAACAACCAUUGAUGUAAAUAGUGAUUCCACCGAAUCAACGACUAUUAUUCCAACAUCAGUGGAUGAUUUUGAAAAGUUUCAAAGUUUAGCUAUGGAAUUAUUAGAAACUAUGAGCACAACUGAUGUUGUAGUUGGAAAUAGCACCACAGAAUCUGCUUCAACGCUAAAAACUGAAGAUACUUCAACCGAUGUGGCAGCAUUUACAGAAGAAGGAACAACAGUGGGCAUUCAAUUCGAUAUUAGUUCCAGCAGCCCCAAGCAGAUGUUGAGUGCGUCUUUAACCACAACUGAGAUACCUUUGAGAGUGUCCGUUUUCACAGAAGCUCCAGCAACUGCGGCGAAAACAACGCUUACAACAGAUUUUCCGUUUGCAAUUGACUCAUCGACACCAAACUCCACGGUGCUGCCUCAAAAGAUCGCUCACAAAUUUAUUUGCUUGAGAAUUCCUCAAAUAAUUGACAUGUCUCAUAGAUGCGAUCGUUUUGUAGAUUGUGAGGAUGGCUCAGACGAGGAAGGUUGUAGCUGCCGUGAUUAUUUAAAGGGCCAACUGAGUGUUUUGAUCUGUGACGGAAAGCCAGAUUGUGAGGAUUUGACCGAUGAAGAUGACUGUGACCAAUGUAAACCAGAAGAAUUCCUGUGCCCUCUUAGCAAAGAGUGCAUACCUUUGGCCAAACGUUGUGAUGAUACCGUCCACUGCAAAUUCAAGGAAGAUGAAAAGGAUUGCUUUGCUCUGUCAAAUGGGAAAGUCAUUCAUUUGGAUGCACAUCGCCAACCCAUACUUAAUAGUGCUGGAAUUUUUUCGCGCAACACCAAUGGUGUCUGGCGUAUUGUUUGCAGCUAUGAAACAUCAUUUGCUGAACAUAAUGCCAAAACAGCCGGGGAGGUUUGUUCAUUGUUGGGGUUUAGAGGCUAUAGGUUUUAUAACACGACAAAGCCCGUCACAUACGACCGAGUCGUUCCGAUCAGUCCAGAAAUGAAAAUGUCGCCUAAAAUCAAUGAUGAAAUUCAAUUAACGCUGAGCGAUGGCAAUCAUGGGUCAAGGGUUAAAAACAUUUUCUCCUCAUCGACAAAGCGGAGGGAAAUGCGAAUCGAACAGAGCAACGAUGCCUGCUUGGGUCUAUACGUGGAGUGUGUUGCCAAGUCUAAUAAAACCGAGCCCAUGAGGACUUUAAGUGCCGGAUUAAGCAAGCCUGCCUUGAACGGUAUAGCAGCGCAAAGCUUAAAACCUUCCAUUGGAACACACCACAGACCAAAUGUAUUUGUGCCGCCAGAAGUGCCAACUGUAGUGGUAAAUAAGAAGGAUGAAAUCAUGGAUAGAUUGGAUAAAUUGAUAGAUUCGAAGAAGAACUUAAGUAUGCUAAUUGACCAGCAACUGCAUGAAGCCAUCGAGGAGCUGCAUUGGCCUUGGCUUGUUGAUAUAUAUGCCAAUGGAAGACUCUGGUGCUUGGGUGUGUUAAUGGACAAACACUGGGUAAUGGUACACGAGUCCUGUAAUUUUGCCAUAAGAUUGAAUUUAGAUUAUGUGUCAGCUUUAUUCGGAGGUGGCAAAUCUAAAGUCAACGCACACAAAAGUAAUCACGAGGAGAUCAGACGUAUUGACUGCAUGGAAGUCGUACCGAAUAGUGAUGUAAUAAUGCUGCAUUUGGCAAGGCCCGUUAGGUUCUCACACUUCAUAUUGCCGACAUUUGUACCAGAAGGACCUUUUCUCAACGAAAAACAAGAAUGCAUUGCUGUCCUACACGAAAACGAGAGUGGUCGCAUUAAGACGGUUUCUUUGGCAGAGGAAAAAGAUGCUGACAUCUGCCGCGCGAAAUCUAUGUCAUGUUAUCGUUUGAUUGAGAAAAUGCCUUCUGUAAAGCUCUUACGAGAGUCUGAGGUUAGUUCCGAAGAUCUGAUCAACGUCUCGGAGGAGAUUGUUCUACGCGAUAAUGAAGAUGCUACUGAAAAUCAGGCAAUUUCCGUAUUUACGAGUUGUUCCCAAUUUGGCAGCAGGCAAGCCAAUGCAAGUGGCAUUGAGCCCAUCGAUCAAGGCAUAUCUGUCUGCCGUAAUAACGACUCUGGUUGGUACCCCAAUGCGAUGUUUUCCUACAACAACACAAACUGUUACAGUUUUAAGCAAAGUUUCUCUAUAAGGACAUUAGAAGAUGCCUACAAAGGCAUUCAGGAUGUAAUCGAUAAUUCUCAAUGUAAGUUUCCGUUUGAAGAGCCUUUCUGUUCGACUCACAGAUGUCCAUUGGGUCUGUGUCUAAACUCCACCCAGAUUUGCGAUGGAAAAUCUGAUUGCCACGAUGGCAGCGAUGAACAUCCGGAUAAAUGCAAACUCCUGAGAAGUGCCUGUGGACCAUCGGAGAUGAAAUGUCGAUCUUCAGACAAAUGCAUACCGAAAACAAAGUUUUGUGACCAUAUUGCCGACUGCGAAGAUCUUACCGAUGAACCUACAAUAUGCUCGUGUUUCACUUAUCUAAGAGCAACCGACCCUUCAAAAAUAUGUGACGGCAUACGCAAUUGUUGGGACAAAAGUGACGAGAGUCCUGUAUUGUGCAACUGUACGACAGAUCGUUACCCGUGUGGACCGUUCGGCCAGGAGUGCAUACCCCGUGAAUUUGUGUGUGACAAGGAGCCAGAUUGCCCCAAUGGCGAGGACGAACGCUACUGCUUUGGCCUAGAACAGCCAAUUGCACAAAAACAACAGGCACAACAUCCAAGCCAUAAUAUACAAUCACCGCAAUAUGGGCAGGUUAUUGAGCAAAGUUAUGGUGUCUGGCACACGAAAUGCUUCCCAAAAUCGUCACCGCCCAAUGUGACGGUAGUGCGUCAGAUAUGCAGUAAAUUAGGUUACAACCCAUAUCUACAACCCAGUUACCGUCUCAUAGACGACAGUCGAAAUGAAGUUAUUGACACCCGAGAAGCGCCCGAUCAACGUGGUCGGUCCUUUAGUAACGCGAGCAUAGCCGACCUAUACCGGCCUUCAACGAAGGCGGUUAUCGCCAAUAAAAUGUCUCCAUUACUGCUAAACGACGACUUGAUUUUAUUUGUGAAACCUAGUCGCCCUAUUGCGGAAUUGGAGCGUUUGAAUUCCUCUGAAUCAGAAGAGUGUUUGAGACUGGAAAUUAAAUGUUCAUAGCACCGUGUGUAGUAUUUAAUAAUGCUUAAGCUAUUUUAAGUCUAGAUU